Molecule: messenger RNA, 1587 nt
Organism: Pseudogymnoascus destructans
Lineage: Eukaryota; Fungi; Ascomycota; Leotiomycetes; Thelebolales; Thelebolaceae
Product: Phosphotransferase enzyme
Exons: 7
Coding region: 1-1587 (528 amino acids)
Cellular component (GO): mitochondrion
Source: RefSeq, a predicted model, not a curated record
AUGCUACGAUCAUUCCAGUCCAAACUGUUUCGAAUGAUGCACACAGCUUCGAAGUCGCAGAAAUAUGAACAAUUCUUCCGCUACACCAGUGGGAGGUGGCUAUGGGAUGAAGAGAAAGAGCUUCCUGAGAGCAUUGGUGCGAAGACGUGUGUCUCAAUGAUCAAGCUGGCCGAAGGCGGAUAUAACAAGGUGUUUAGGCUGGUAAUGGAUAAUGGUUCUGUUGCCAUUGCACGCAUACCAUGUCCCAAUGCUGGUCCUGCGUUUAAGACUACCGCUUCCGAGGUUGUAUGGACUUUAACUAUUCUUAAUAUAGCGGUUCCUAAAAUCCACGCCUGGAGUGCUGUCGCCGACAAUCCCGUCCAGGCAGAGUAUAUUGUGAUGGAAAAGGCCCUGAGCCGAUCGCUAGCAGAUGUAUGGGGAGAUAUAGGGCUUCGGUCGAAAGAUAAAGUUAUUGGCGACCUAGUAGCUACCGAGAAGAAGCUGCUCUCGGUGUCAUUUACCCGAUAUGGCAAUAUUUACUUUACAAAAGAUUCGUUCCCUGGGUGCGAAAGGGCCGAUGUUUCUGGCGAUAUUUCUGUAGAGCUGAAAAGAGAGGCGGAAGAGCGCUUCGUAAUUGGCCCAGUGUUAGACCAUGCUUUUUGGAGAAAAGAGCGACCAUCAAUACCAAUUGAAGGGGCCCUUGUACGGAAAACCGCCCAUGAUUACCUCAAAGCUCUAGCCAACAACCAAAUCAAAGCAUCAGAUACUCAAAAUUCCCCCGAUGCUCACAUUGCACUUUACAAGAAAUACCUAGACAUCUCUCCAUAUAUUUUACCAGAAGAUAAGAGUAUGAGUCGCGCCACUCUCUGGCAUUGGGACAUGCACGCCCCGAAUAUUUUUGUCAAAGAUGACAGGAUUACUAGUCUCAUCGAUUGGCAAUCUACAUGGGUUGGCCCUCUAUUCCUUCAAUACCGCUAUCCGAAGCUUGUUAAUUACACUGGUGAGGUAAUGUUGAGGCUCCCUGAGAACUACAAAGACAUGGAAAAGAGUGAAAAAGACCGGGUAUCAGACCAGGUUGAGAGGUCUCUUGUGCAAUUUCUAUAUGAGACGGAAACUAAGAAACAGAAUCCGCUACUUGUCAAAGUAAAUGAUACUCCCCAAGGGACAACGAGAAGGCGAACUAUCGAAUUCGCCGAGGAUACCUGGGAUGGAGAUAUAUUACCUUUCAGGCAGUGUCUUAUUAGGUUAGAGAGGCAUUGGCAUGAAAUGGGGUUUGAUGUUCCUUGCCCUAUCCAUUUUUCCGAGGAAGAUAUACAGAACCAUAUGCGUGACGGCGAAGGAUGGAAUGAGCAGGCCGACUUCUGGGAUGGAUUAGAAGGAGUUGUUGCUCGUGACGGGUGGACCUCGAACGAGACGUAUGAAGAAGCCCUCAAGAUGUUUGCUGGACUUCGAGAGGAGGGACUGAAGCAGAUGACUGGUGAGGAGGGGAGUGAUUUUGAGAAGCGGACCAGAUUGGCUUCCAUGGCCGAUCGAUUAGGAUGGGGAGCGUAUCAACCAACUAAACUAGAUGAUUACAAACAUCUCCCAACUAAGCGACUAACCGCUUAA